Messenger RNA from Durusdinium trenchii, 3366 nucleotides. Lineage: Eukaryota; Dinophyceae; Suessiales; Symbiodiniaceae. The record is from the annotation of a GenBank genome assembly.
AUGGCAUGUCCGCGGCUCGGGCUUCUUUGCCUCAAUUGGCUCCUCACUUCGGUGCGUGCUGCUUGGAGUCCUGUAGUGGACCAAGGAAGACCCCCUGGACGCUCGGUACACGUCGCUGCCUGGGAUGCCAUAGGUCGACAGAUUUGGAUCCACGGUGGAAGCCAAAGCGAGUUUUUGGACGAUCUGUGGACAUACAAUGUCGACAACAAGACCUGGGAGCGCAAAUGGCCACCAGCACCGGCACCUUCCAAGCGUGGAGACCAUGUGGCUGUUUGGGAUCCCUGUGAGCCAGCUUUGUGGAUUCAUGGUGGGUUCGAUGGUAGAAGCUUCUUCAAAGAUUUGUGGAAGUAUUCCGGCAACAGCUGGACCGAAGUGACUGUGGAUGGUCCUCAAGAACGAAGUGAUCAUGUGGCAGUGUGGGAUACAGCAAAUGGAGCACUAUGGGUUCAUGGUGGAGACAAUGGUGUGACUCUGAUGCAGGAUAUCUGGAAAUAUGACUCACUCCACAAAGGGACUUGGGUUCUUGUACAAGAUGUCACUCCACCUUCAGCCAUGGCUCGUCACGCGGGUGUUUGGGAUGAUAGAAACCUGGCACUGUGGAUUCAUGGCGGGGAUGAUGGAAGCUCUUUCUGCUGUUUGCAGCAGCUGUGGAGAUUUGACACCCAAACACUUCGUUGGAACUUUGUUUCCAACGGUGGUCCAACAGGAAGGGCAUAUCAUACUGCCGUAUGGGACGCCAUGAAUCAGGCCAUUUGGAUUCAUGGUGGGUUUGACGGUCAGGCUCGAAGAGACCUUUGGAGGUUCAGCGUGUUGAGCAUGACAUGGGAGCUGAUUGCAGACCAAGAACUGCCAUCAAGGCGAUAUAAUCACGUUGCAGCCUGGGAUGUUACAAGUAUGUCAAUGUGGAUACAUGGUGGCUAUUCUGGAUCAAACAUCUUGCAGGACUUUUGGAGAUUUCGGGCCACCACACUCACCACGACACCCUGUCAGUGCAGCUGCCUUCCUUACUGCAUUUGCCACUGUAUUCCCCACCAAACAAUUGAAUGCCCAACAACCACCACAACCAGCACACGCAGUUCCAGCACUACCAGCACAAGAUCUAGUUCAAGCACAACCUCCAUCUCUAUAACUGAGACUAGCAGUACCCUGUCUAGCACCAGCUCUUCCACUACAAAAACAUCCAGUUCUAGUUUCACCUCUAGCACAAUCACCACCACAAGUUGCACCACAUCCAGCACCACCUUUUCCACCACUACCACAUCCAGCUCAAGCUCAAGCUCUAGUACUGUCACGUCUACCACCAGUACCACACUCAGUGCUACAACAACUAGCUCAAGCACCACCUCGAGCACAAUCACAGCCACCAGCAGCACCACAUCCAGCACUACCUUUUCCACAACUGCAACAUCUACAUCAAGCAGCAGUUCCACGAGCAGCACUUCUAUCAGCAGCACGAUGUCUAGCACAACCUUUUCCACAACAAGAACAUCCAGCUCAAGCACGGUCUCUAGCAGCUUCUCCACGACCAGUACCACUGCCACCAGCACUACCACACCCAGCACAACCUUUUCCACAACUACUACAGAUUCGCGUACAAUCACCACAACCAGCGUCACCCACAGCACCAGUACCUCAUCCAGCGCUACCAUUUCCACAAGUACAACGUCAAGGUCAACGACAACCUCGCAUACAGAAACCACCAGCACCAUCACAACAUCCAGUGCCACCUUGACCAGCUCUACCAGUAGUUCUGGCACCAGCACUUCCAGCACCGUCACCAGAUCCAGUUCAACCUCCAGCACUGUGACGGUGUCAACCUCAACAAGCAGUUCUGCCAGCUCCACCUCUUCCACCAGAAGCUUUACGACAUCAACCAGCAGCACAGGAACCACUACGACAACAACAGUAGCGGAAGACUUAACAGGCAUUCUGCUGCUGGUUUCCGCCUUGGGAGUUGCAAUUAUGGUUCUUGCGGCUGCUUUACUUGUGUGGUUUUGGCGUUUCAAUCGGCCAAGGAAAGUGGUAGUUCCACUAGCAUCUUCGUCGCCGCGUCCACCGCCGGCACUCCUGUUGCCACUACCACUCCUCGAGGCUUUCACGAACACACAGCUGCUCAUCCCACCCCAGUCUCCCCGUGCACCUCACCCUUCCACAUCACAUCCACCACUUCCACCACUACCAGACCUAUGUCCACCGACCAGCGGCUUGGAGUUUUCCAUGACACCUGCCGUGGAAGUGCGUAUAGAUAUACCACAACCGAUUCCAUAUCAGCCUGUAGCAUACAGGCGGCCGCCAACACCAGACCUCUACCCGGUUUGUCCACUUGUACAGCGGUUGAGAGAGCUACCAUUGCAUAGCCCAGUCCAACCAUCUCUCCAGACACCAGCUACUGGGUCUCCGGAAAACAGGAUGCCAGUCCCAAAACCACCACCUUUGCUGGACGUCAGUCCUCAGAUGCUGGUUUCAAGCACCACCCGUUUUGUUUUACCCAGCUUGGUGAUGGAUGUUCCAUGCUUGAACUGGGAUGAUAGGAACAAGAGGACAGGGUACACGCCAGUCAUCUACACAUCCAUGGAUAUGACUCCCCAGCUGGAGCGGUUGCCACCAUUGACAGUUCUCCUUGCUCCAUUUGGCCCACAAGCACACUUGAUACGAGGGCCAACUUCUUUGCCACAAGGCCCAGGACUGUCAUGUGGAGUCACUCAAAAGCCACGGCCUUUGAGGGUGACACAAGUGCCACCCGAAUUCAAUGAGCCACCUCCGAACCCUCUACCGGGAAUGGUCCGGCCAUUCUUCCUGGAACCAGAUCCACCACCACGCCCUCCCCUUGCACCACGUCCACCUGCUCCGCCUCACUUCGUUCCACCUGACCCACCUUUGCCUCCUUCUCCUGGGUCUUCGUCAACAUGCUCAGAUCCUGACAGAAGAGGUGAAAGAGCAAGAGACCGAAGAGACACAGAGCGAGGAGGUGAAAGAUGCUGUAGAGCUUCAUCAGCUAUGUCACGGAGGGAUCACCAGAGGGACUGGAGAGACGACUGGAGAGGUGCCUGGCCAGGCGAGAGAAGGGAUGACUGGAGGGGUGACCGAAGUGAUCGCACUCAACUUUUGGUCACACAAGAGCUUUCUAUGUCUCAACAUUCUCAACUAUCGCCAGCCUCUUCUUCACGUUCCGAUCCAGACAGAAGAGCCGAGAGGGCCCGAGAUGCCAGACGCUCCAGAGCUACAUCAGCUAUGGCACGGAGAGAAAACCGGGCAGAGCGGAGAGGCAGUGAUCGCACUCCAGGGCCUGGACACUACAACCCACGAUAUCCCAACAGUUUCGGACGUGUUCCUGCCUUCGCGCAGGCCUCCCCAAGAGUCCGCUAA